UUUGGUUUGGUGUUUGCCAGUGUUUGGUUUUAGGUUAGAUUUUUGAUUAUUUUUGAACGAAUCGGUUUGUUUGCCCUUGCCCAAGCCGUGGGACAAUUUUUAUCGUUUAUCAUUAAUUUCAAUAAUUUCAAAUUUUGUCGUUGAGUCGUUACUAUAAUGGAAUAAUUAUUAAUUUGAAUUUUCACGGUCAUUGUCGCCUUCAAAAAUAGAAAUCCUUGUUGGGGGUGUUUAUAUCCAUUACUUAGUUACUUUGUUUUGUUAGGGGAGGUCUCAGUUACACCACAGUAGUGUGUAGAAAAUAGUUCUUCUAAUCGUCAUGCCAAAUCCAGACGCGAGUAGCAGUCCCCGAAAUCUUCGUUCCCGCAACCGAAAAGUUAUACAUGAAGAUAUUGAGAUUACAGAUAUUUCUAGUGCAAGGGCAAGCUCUUUUGUGCAAGCCAGACCUGAAGAUUAUUUAUUUGGAGAAGAGAUAAGCAGUGAACUUGGUGAAGCUAAUGAAUCCACAGAAGCUAGAAAAACAAGCUCCAAAUUCCAAAAUGUUAUGUAUGAUAGACCUGAUAACAUUCGGUCAGAUAGUCUUCCUUACAAGUCAGAUAGUGAAAAUUCAGAUUCUGAGGAUUCAAAUACACAAAGCAUAAGUUCUGUUGAGCAAGAGAAAGAAACAAAUUCUCCCCAGGUUCCUCCUUGCAAUGGAUUUAGCCAAGGAUUUAGCAUUCAAGCUUUGUUAAAUGACUGUUACCUAGGAGUUAUCAUAUGUCUGAUCAUUGCUCUUUAUCUCGGUUCUUGUGUUUUAUACUGCAAUGAUGAAGAAGGAAUGGUAAAUAAACCCAAUAAUUUAACUGAAGACUUUGAAAGAGUUUGGAAGCAGUUCAAUAAACAAGAUGAAGAUUUUUGGCGCAGUAUCAGAGUAGGUGUUGAAGAAAUACUUGAACUUGAACAGCCAAGGGUGAUAGUAUUUUUAUAUAAAAACGACUCUAUGGCUAUUACAAAAAAUAUUAUAGCAAAGGUUUCCAAGGCGGCAGUUUGUUAUUUAUCUGAUUGUUCACAGGAACCAAUUGAUAUAGAAGGCUCUGUCCUAAAUACUACCGAACUCCAAGAUGAUUUUGGCAGUAUAGUUACAAAUUAUCGUGAACAGCUAAAAAAAUCAGGUGUUUUUAUUAUUCAAAAUUUACAAUUAGUUCCUGGUAAGUCAGCUCAAGCUUUACAUCUAUUUUGUGAUGAAUAUAACCCUGUAGUUGAAAGGGCAUUAUUUUUGUUUACUGUAAAAGUUGAUGAGUUUAUUGAAUUGCCUGAUAUAUAUACUGCUAUCUCGUUUUUGGAAGAUUUAUUGCUUAAAGUUUGGAAUGAUCUUGGCGUACAUGAUAAAUUUCAUCCUCUGUUCACUAGGAUAUCAGGGACAGUUUUAUCUGUGCGACCUCAAUGAUCAGUAAUCGUUACUUAUGUAAUCAUUUUUUUAUUUUUUCUCAAUAAAUGCCUUAUUGAAAUAUA
Ceutorhynchus assimilis (cabbage seed weevil) is the source of this 1488-nucleotide messenger RNA. NCBI's taxonomy places the organism in Eukaryota, Metazoa, Arthropoda, Insecta, Coleoptera, Curculionidae. The record is from the annotation of a GenBank genome assembly.